AAUUAAUUGGGGAUUUUUCGGCUCAAUUGAAGGGCGAUCUGUCGUUCUAGACAGACUCAGAGACUGCCAUGAUGUUUAAACGCAUUGGUGGCCAGACGCUUCGGUGUGCCGGGAGCAGGCCUAUUGCUCGGAGGAAGCUCUAUGAUCGCAAAUUCUCCGCCUAUACCAGUCCUUCGAGUACGGCUGCAGCCUCGACAGCUUCGCCAUUGGGCGGAAUCACCGUGGAGCUGGAUCGAAUUGCUCCCCGGUUUGAGAUUCCUGCGUCAAAGAUUACGAUUCUGGAUUCACCCGCCUCAUUCUACACCACAUUGAAGGAUAAAAUCCGCAAGGCUCGACGACGCGUCUACCUUUCUACGUUGUACAUAGGCAAAUCGGAAUAUGAACUCGUUCAGACUCUGGAUCAGGCUCUUCGGGAGAACCCCGAACUCAAAGUAUCCAUCCUUACAGACGCUUUGAGAGGGACUCGAGAAACCCCCGACCCAUCCUGCGCUUCCCUUCUAUCGUCGUUGAUCACGGAGCAUGGAUCGGAUCGUGUGGAAAUUCGGAUGUUUCAUACACCCAAUCUCACUGGGUUGAGGAAGAAAUGGAUUCCCCGAAGAAUCAACGAGGGCUGGGGUCUUCAACAUAUGAAGCUCUAUGGUGUUGAUGAUGAGAUCAUACUUUCUGGGGCAAAUCUAUCCAGUGAUUACUUCACAAAUCGUGUGGAUAGGUAUCAUGUUUUCAAAUCCCAAGAACUUGCCGAUUACUAUGCCAGCAUCCAUCACGCGGUUUGCAGUCUUAGCUUCCAGAUCCUACCCGAUCCACACAACGCGUCAGGAUAUCUCAUGGACUGGCCGACAUCUAAUGGUGCGCCUUCACCUCUGGAGAAUCCUGAGAACUUUAUCGCCCAUUCGUCCACAGUAUUGAACCCACUGGUCCAGCCAGCCGAUAACAAACCCGCUAUUGAAUCCACAUCUUCAAGUCAAACAUAUGUAUACCCCAUUGCACAAUUCACGCCAUUAUUGAAACCAGAUACGUCCACCGAAUAUCCGGCCGUCACUACUAUCCUUCGCCUACUUUCAGGCUCAUCUGCGUUUUCCGGUGCUCGCUGGCUCUUCACGGCCGGUUAUUUCAACAUGCACCCUGUCCUGUCUUCUCUCUUAAUCGAAAGCACAUCUGCUUCUCAUACCUCAUCCACCACCCGGGGCACAGUACUUACCGCUUCGCCUUGGGCUAAUGGGUUUUUCGGCUCUGCUGGCAUCUCAGGCAUGCUCCCUGCUGCUUAUACACACCUCUCCGCCCGGUUUCUUGAUCGGGUAGCGCAAGCACAAAGAACCGACUCAAUUCAGCUCAAAGAAUGGCGACGUGGAACCGUUGGGGAACCGGAAGGGUGGACUUAUCAUGCGAAGGGCUUAUGGAUCACUUUGCCAAAGGAGGAGCAUCCUAGCUUGACAUUCGUCGGAAGCAGCAACUACACCAAGCGUAGCUACAGUCUUGACCUAGAGGCUGGUGCGUUGGUUGUUACCAAUGAUGAAACGUUGAAAAAGAAGCUGGGUGCUGAGACUGAAUUGCUUCAAAAGGACGCAAAAGCCAUCUCAAGAGAGGAUCUGAGACGGACCGAAAGACGAGUAGGCUGGAAUGUGCGGUUGGCCAUGUGGAUUGUGGAAAAGGUCGGUGGUGCGCUGUAACAACAUUUGCAUUUUGUUUAAAUAGACCGAAUUUUGUAAUACCCCCAUGUAAUAAGUGACGAUAAUUGUAUACAGGAAUCUAUAUAGAAUCGAUGCUACGUCCGCAUCGCAGUCUACUUGUUAAAAUUGUAUAGAAAGUAUAUACCAUGUUCUAUCAUUGAUGGCUAUGUCAAAACUCCACAUAGAUAAAAGAAAUAUACUUUUAUGCUCAUACCGAAAGACAAACACAUAGCAUAAGAAAAG
Messenger RNA from Aspergillus wentii DTO 134E9, 1910 nucleotides. Its product is annotated as CDP-diacylglycerol--glycerol-3-phosphate 3-phosphatidyltransferase. The transcript has 3 exons. Gene Ontology annotation, cellular component: mitochondrion. NCBI's taxonomy places the organism in Eukaryota, Fungi, Ascomycota, Eurotiomycetes, Eurotiales, Aspergillaceae. The coding region runs from base 69 to 1667 and encodes 532 amino acids. The record is from RefSeq and is a predicted model, not a curated record. Gene Ontology annotation, molecular function: CDP-diacylglycerol-glycerol-3-phosphate 3-phosphatidyltransferase activity. Gene Ontology annotation, biological process: cardiolipin biosynthetic process.